Molecule: messenger RNA, 1570 nt
Organism: Sorghum bicolor (sorghum)
Lineage: Eukaryota; Viridiplantae; Streptophyta; Magnoliopsida; Poales; Poaceae
Exons: 1
Coding region: 708-1298 (196 amino acids)
Source: RefSeq, a predicted model, not a curated record
GAUAUAGGAAUCAUGUCAUGCACAGAUUCUAGAAUCAUACAGAAGCAACCUUUUUUUUAUGACUUGUAGAAACCAAUGUGCUAUAUUCACUGAACUUUGUGGUCAGUCUGAACAAAUUGUAGUUUUGUCUCGUGACCGGUAACAUAAGCUUUGCCACUGCCUUAUCUUUUAUCUAUUACAAUAAGACAGAUUGUACUGAGACUCAUAACUACUCCCACUAUGGGUUGACAGUUUUUGUGGUUGAAGUGAUCCAUGGUCCAGCUCAUGAUAUCAGCCAUCAUUUUCAGCUUACUCAACCGGCUUUUAAGUCUUAAUGGAGUCGAUAAAAAGAAUAUUUUCUUCACUAAACCCUAGUUCAAUUAGUUUGUGAUUGUGACUUAAUCAUGAGAAUGACCUGACCUGCAAGUCCUUGUCUUCAGUGUCAUCUUUCUCUGGGAUCAGCUCAUCUACCAGAUCAAAGUUGGGCUCCUGCCCUACCCACACUCCAGAGUCCAGACAGACAUCAGCAUUACACAUACAAAAGCAGAAGCAGGUGGUUAAAAAUUAGUUGGAAGAAGAUGAACAUGAAUCCAUAUAUACCAGGAACUUGUUAGGCCUGCAUUGCCAUUUGCAACAAGCAGUCUGCUGUUAAUUAGAACAGCGCAAAAAACAAAGAAAGAAAGAAAUUAUCUUCAGAUACAAAUCUCAGUAGAACAGUAGAGGUGAUCAUGAGCUACUGGGGAAGCCCAGGCGGGCCGCCGUCGUGGACGGCGAGCCGGGGGCCGUCGCCAGUGGUGCCGCUCCUCGUCGUGAUGGCGCUGGGAUGGGUCAUCUGCCAAGAGACCCUGAUGGAGUGGUACGAGACGGUGACGGAGUUGGAGGAGACGGUGACGGACAACGCCGUGCUCGUGGUCCUCGCCCUCGGCGCCGCCGCGCUACUGCUCGCCUUGGCCGUGGCCGGCAACCGGAGCGAGGUGGUGCUGGUGCCGGUGGUGCUGGUGGCGGUCAUGUUGCUCAUCCAGAACAUCGUGCUCACCGCUCUCCUGCUUCUGGUGCUGGUCUACUUCGCCGGCAUAUACUACUACCGGCCGGACAGAGGGUACGGCUACGGCUACGGCGGUGGUUUCGGCGGCGACUGGAGCGGCGGAGGCGGCGCCGGGCUGGGGUUCUACAUGCUGCUGCUCCUGUGCCUGGUGCUGUGCGCCAUGUUCUCCGACGGCGGCAAUGGCUGGUGGAUCCCAGGUGUGAUGCUGGCCGCGUGCGUGCUCUGCCUCAAUCUCUUCUCCGGCGGGAAAGUCUGGGGAUAUGGAUACCCCUGAGCUCUGAGCAUGCUUUUUUCAGGGCAGUAUUGUUUCUUGCCAUUUAACAUGCCAUAUCAGGGGAGGGGGAGCAAAUAUGUAGAAAGAAGCGUAUGAUCACUGCAGUGCUAUUUUCUUAAUGUAUAGCUGUUGUAAUUUUAGCUUUGGCAAACUUAUACUUACCUACUGAUUUAUGUCAAAUACAAACUGGUUUGUAAACCAGCGAGCUGUGGAAAACCAAGCUGUUGUGGCCUAUGUGCUGUAAAAAACUGUAAGUCGUUUGAUUGAAGCAA